This is a messenger RNA of Somion occarium, 2092 nucleotides long. Lineage: Eukaryota; Fungi; Basidiomycota; Agaricomycetes; Polyporales; Cerrenaceae. The record is from the annotation of a GenBank genome assembly.
AGUUUGAUCCCUGCUGCCUACUCGUGAAAUUUGAUGCGCAAGCCAUUUUGCUCGCAAUCUUUGACGAUGCCCUCCCAGUCGUACCUCCGUCCGUCCACCGCCCUUGACCAUCUCAAAACCUACGCUCGUUCAGAUGGUCUCGCAGUUGCGGAGCUCAUGGACUCUCGUGUCCAUGGUGGCUUAACCUAUAAUGAUUUCCUGAUCCUACCAGGAAAGAUAGAUUUCGCUGCACACGAGGUUUUGACUGAGAGCAAAAUCACUCGCAAUGUGGUCCUCAAGACUCCCUUCAUGAGCAGUCCCAUGGAUACCGUUACAGAGGAAUCCCGUUGUCCGACCAGUUCUGUGCUUUUUUUUUAAUAGCUACUUGGUGGCAUUGGUGUCAUUCACCACAACCAGUCUCCGUCAGCGCAGGCUGCUAUGGUUCGGGCUGUAAAGCGUCACGAGAAUGGCUUCAUUACCGAUCCUGUCGUCCUAUCUCCAUCCAACAUUGUUGAGGAUGUCCUUGAUGUCAAGGAAAGGCUGGGUUUCUCUGGAAUCCCUAUCACUGAUACGGGCUCCUUAGGCGGGAAGCUUCUUGGUAUUGUGACCAACCGUGAUGUACAAUUCCGCUCUCCUUCCACACUUUUGUCGGAUGUUAUGACCACCAACCUUGUCACCGCACCUGAGGGCAUAACGCUUCUAGAGGCUAAUGAUAUCCUUCGAGAUUCGAAGAAAGGCAAACUUCCGAUUGUCGACAAAGAAGGUCGUCUAACGUCGUUGCUGGCCCGCUCGGACCUGCUGAAGAACCAGACCUAUCCUCUCGCGUCCAAGCUCCCUGAAAGCAAGCAACUCUAUGCUGCCGCUGCUGUUGGAACUCGUCCCGCUGAUCGUGAUCGACUGCGCCUCCUCGUCGAGGCUGGCCUUGACAUCGUUGUCUUAGAUUCCUCUCAAGGAAACUCUAUAUACCAAAUUGAUAUGAUUCAAUGGAUCAAAGAGACAUACCCUAACCUCGAGGUUAUUGCAGGCAACGUCGUUACCCGGGAACAAGCUGCAACUCUUAUUGCUGCGGGUGCUGACGGCCUUCGAGUGGGUAUGGGGUCGGGAUCCAUCUGCAUCACUCAAGAGGUUAUGGCUGUGGGUCGUCCGCAAGCCACCGCUGUAUACGCCGUCGCCGAGUUUGCGAGCAAGUUUGGUGUUCCUGUCAUUGCCGACGGCGGAAUUGGUAACGUUGGUCACGUUGUCAAGGCCCUCGCUUUAGGUGCGGGUGCAGUAAUGAUGGGUGGACUCCUUGCUGGAACUACGGAGGCACCUGGCGAGUACUUUUAUCACGAAGGCAAGCGUGUCAAGGCCUAUCGCGGUAUGGGAAGUAUCGAAGCGAUGGAGCAAGGCAAGCCCGUGCCCCCAUCUGCUAAGAUCAACGGCGGUUCCAGUUCUCACAAGCAUCUAAAUGCAACAAAAACGAUCACUCACGAGAACGCCGCCACUUCUCGGUAUUUCUCCGAGUCGUCCGCAGUGAAGGUUGCUCAAGGGGUAUCGGGGGAUGUCCAGGACAAAGGCUCCGUCAAGGCAUUUUUGCCUUACCUCCAUGCAGGUUUGCAGCAUUCCUUCCAAGAUAUGGGAAUACACAGUGUUCGGGAACUUCAGGAAGGUGUAAAACGAGGGCGGGUUCGGUUCGAGCUUCGAACCGCUAGUGCUCAGGUAGAGGGGGGAGUUCACGGUCUCCAUUCGUAUACCAAGAGAUUGUUCGCGUGAUCAUAGGAUAUUCCCGUUGUUCUGUUCGUUUGCUUCCAUCCUUCUCGCAAUGUGACCUUAGCAGUGUUCUAUACCGCAAUCUAGACUGCGUUGCUGUAGAUUUCAUCAGCACAUCGCUAACGUAUCCGAGUGGUUGAAUUGACGAGUGACAGUGUUUUCUCCGAUGUGUUGGUUAUGCCACUCUUCUCCGCGGUUUACCCUCCAAUUGCUGUUCACGUGAGUGAUGGUUGAUCUGAAAUGUUAACAACCAGCCUUCUCGGGGAUAUGGGACUUCUGCGCUGCUCUCCCUUCCGUUGUACUUCCUAUGCGGAACAUUCAGUGAGUGACCUGUUCAACUUUGUUGUGACCAUACAGACCUGCG